Molecule: messenger RNA, 948 nt
Organism: Symbiodinium pilosum
Lineage: Eukaryota; Dinophyceae; Suessiales; Symbiodiniaceae
Source: the annotation of a GenBank genome assembly
AUCUGCACGUGCCCAGAAACGGAAGCCAUGGCUGCCACCGAGACCCCGCCCUUGAUUCCCAAUGGUGAUGUGACGGAGCAAGCAAUCCAGGACACCUUGGAUGCUUGGGCCCAUGCAGAGUGGGAGCACAUCCUUGCAAUCAAGGUGGACUCAGCGACCAGAAUUCAACAAGAUGUCUACUUGAUCGAGGAUGCCAAUAUUCCCUCUAUGACGGUCCCGGCAGCUGACCAGGAGAUGGAGCGAGAGGAUAGUUCAGAGAUCAAGGAGUUUGCAGUAGAGAUGUUAUCAGGUGAGACAGUAAAGCUGAAGAUGAGUGCACCCUACACGGCUGCGCACGUCAAGCAGGUGCUCGAAUCGCGCCUGGGUGUUCCUUCCUACUUGCAAAGACUCAUUGCAGGCCCUCAGGAACUGGAAGAUGACGCCAUGAUCACCGUGGACUCAAUGACGUUGCUGCGCCGCGAACCACCUCUCAUAUCCACGGAGGACUUUCUGCGAACAAUGGUGGAGAGUCCAGGUUGGCAGCCAGGCGACGUAUUCCUAAGGUGGCACGGUUUUGAUACCUAUCGCAAAUGGCCUGCUAGCACUGAAGAUCGAUGGAAGUGGGCACUGGGACAUCGCAACAUGCGCAAUGUGCCCCUUACCACAGAAAACGUACUUGAAUGCCUUGAUGUGUGGCUGGGGAUAGAGGACAAGCAAGGGACACAUCCAGACAGCUUCGGGGCUCACGUGGACAAGAUGGUUGCCUUUAUGCAGCACUGCUGCUACAGCCCCUCCUUGCUGGUAGUCUACGAGGAGCUUGCACAGCAAGUAGGCUCUCUUGUUUCUGAGCAAUCUGAGCCUUAUGGCCACGAUGAUGACUAUGAGUUCGUCUUCUUCCUCGUCGGCAGACUGAGAAGUGAGCCGCAGACCAUGGUAGUUCAGAGCAUCCUCCUCAACUGUUGGAUUUGA